Molecule: messenger RNA, 4497 nt
Organism: Colletes gigas
Lineage: Eukaryota; Metazoa; Arthropoda; Insecta; Hymenoptera; Colletidae
Product: tonsoku-like protein
Exons: 6
Coding region: 613-4425 (1270 amino acids)
Molecular function (GO): protein binding
Source: RefSeq, a predicted model, not a curated record
CGGUAGAAAAGACGCAUUGUCAAUACUUAAACACUAUUAUGUUCGUUUAACCAGUUACAAAGCCUUAAAACGUGAACGUGUACACGUAGUAAUUCGUGAUAAUGGCCGACGGGAGAGUAACUCUUAUUCCCAGAACGCGGGGGAUGCUGCUGUCGGUGGCAUGGCCGUUCUCAUUAUUUCCCGCUCUAAUCCAUUGUGGGGCACCCUGCGAGUACUUGCAUCAUAAUACGCUAUCGGUUCUAUGAACAGAUUAUUAAUUAAUAAAUACGUAUCAUUGUAUUCUAAUACAAUUACUCAUUGACUCAAUGUAAUUUGAAUUAAACGAAUCGUAGAACACGAUUAUUUUUUUACAGCUUACUUUUUAUUUCAACAGUUGAUGAUUAUUUGAACUUCUGUUGUCUUAACAAUUUCAUUUCAUAUAUCCAUUAUAAGCAUUUUAUGUUCUCCUUACCGUUACGAAGUGUUUGGUGUAGUGAUUUGAUAUUUUUCACGCGUGGCUUAGAUUUUGGUUAUGUUUGGCUUUGUGUCGCAUGACAACAUGCUGUCGAACACAAAGGAAAAUUAAUCUAAAUCCUGUGAAUCACUUGUUUCUAUAAGUUACAUUUUUGUAAAAUGGACACAGAAAGAUUACUCAAAAAAAAGAAGCGGGUCACGCGAGAUGGUAAUUUCCAACAGCUGGCUGAAGUUGUUAAAGAGCUUGGGGACUUGUAUUUUGAAACUGGAAAGUUUCAAGAUGCAUUGCAAGAAUAUACAGAGCAAUUGGAAGUCUGUAGUAUUUUAGGAGACAAAUUAAACAUUGCAGUGGCCCACAGAAUGAUUGGAGAGAUACACACGAAUCUUAACAACUAUGAGGAAGCAUUAAAGCAUCAAAACCAUUAUUUGGAAGGAGCCGAAGAGAUAAAAAAUUUAUUAGAAGAACAACGAGCUUAUGCCACAUUAGGUAGAACAUAUUUCUGCUGGGCUGAAAGCCUGGUUGAGUCUGAGAAAAAGACCAAAGCCCUGAAAAGGGCAAAAAAAGCAUAUAUGAAAAGUAUAAGGCUUUGUAAUGAAUUAGGAGACACAGAUAUUGAAUUGAAGGAACUGAUUACAAUGCGGGCGCGGUUGCUUUUGAACCUAGGUUUAGUGUUAGAAAUUCAGAAAGAACAGCAGCAGGCUAUUGAUUUAAUGGAGAAAGCUGCAGCACUGUGCGAAGCACAUAAUUUGCAAGAAGAUUUUCACAGAACACAAGUUGCCCUAGGUGGAGUUCAUGAACGGCAAAACGACUAUGAAUCGGCGUUAAAACAUUUCGAAACUGCCACUGAGAUUGACAAUCCAUCCUUAAAAGCAGAGGCGCGAUACUUACAGGCAGAACUACUUUUAAGAAUGGAAAGGUGGUGCGAGUCGCGCAAGAUAUUAGUUUCCCUUUACGUUACGGACAAUCUAUCGGAAAAUAUUAAAUGUCAAGUAGAAAAGAUUCUCAGAAUAGUGGUAACUUUAAAUGAAACUGAGAAUGCUUUAAAGACAGAAACAAGUACAAGCGGUAAGUUGAGACUUUAUGAAAAACUAGGAGAUACGGCUGUUGCCGCGAAAUGUUUCGAAAAAGCUAUCGAUUAUUAUCGAAAGAUGCUUAACUGCGCAGAGGAGAUCGAAAGCGAUCGUACAGGAGCAGCCUUGUUGAGUCUAGCUCAAACUUUAAAGGACGUAAAACGCUUCAACGAAGCGUUAGAUUUUGCACAGAGGGAGUUAAAGCUUUGCACAGAUUCGCGUGAAAUUUGUAGAUCAGCUUUAUUCUUGGCAGAUUUACUGAUAGACACCAAAGCAACCGACGACAAGAUUCAAGAAAUUUACAAUUUAGCUUGGACUAAUGCAAAAAUUUGCGCCGAUCCUUCUUUGGAGACGUCCGUUUUAAAAGAACAAUUAAAUUAUUUUCUUAAUUCUGGGAAAACGGAAGAGAUAAAAAUGAUUCAGGAGAAACUGGAUAUGUUGGAAGAAGUACCAAGCAGUUCUGACAGCGAAGAUGAGAUAGACGAAAGUAAUAUCGGCGCGAAUAUUUGCUUGGAAGAUUUGUCGGAUAUAGAGACUGAAUUGAAAACCAAGGAAAAUAGUAAAACGUAUAGGAAACGAACAAGGAAACAAACGGUCGUGAUAAAAAGAAAUGAAAAGGGUGAAACACAGCUUCAUGUAGCUUGCAUCAAUGGCAAUGUCGAAGCGGUAGAGAAAUUAUUAACUGAUGGUCAUUCGAUAAAUGUUAGAGACCAUUUUGGAUGGACUCCUCUUCACGAAGCGGCCAAUCAUGGUUACGUGGAGGUAGCAAAAUUAUUGUUGCAACACGGUGCGAACGUAAACGAUGCUGGGAGCAUCAUGUGUCAGGGAGUUACUCCACUUCACGAUGCAGCAUCUUGCGGCAAUAUUUCGAUGAUGAGACUCCUAAUGGAGUAUGGUGCAAAUGUGGAACUAACGGCAAACGAAGAUGAUACCGUACUAGAUUGUUUGGAGCAAUGGAAAGAUCGUGUUGAUUAUUUGUCUCCCGAAGAACAAGCUGAGUACAUCGAAAUGCAUUCAAAAUUGUCUGCUAUAAUACCAGCAAGCAAGAGAAAAAAUUGCAAACAAUCAGAGAAAUUAUCACGCAAUUCAAGAAAUUGUAUCAACGACAGAAGUGGUACCGAUGAAAAGGUCUCUGCAGGCGAAGAUUAUAAAAGAACUAUAGCCAGCUUAAAGCAUAGAAAUGACCCGAUUGGAGCAUCCUUGACUCGUCCCAAACGUAUAAUCAACCCGCUUUUGAACAAGAAUGAAGUCCUUUUGGAUGAUUGGUUGGAGGAUGAUAUUAACGAAAGUAGUAACAACAGAAGAUAUUCCAAUGAAGAUAUCAGUCCAAAAAUAAAGAGGAAAUCUAGUAAUGAUGAUAUUCAGCUCGAGAAUAAUUCGAAGCGUCAUAAAACAAUGGUUGUGAGUCCUACGAUAGAAGACAACGAAUUUGAUCAGAUCGAAGAUGAAAGUAAUGAUAGUUGUAAUACCGAAAUAGCGCAUUCUUUUAAUGUGCGCAGAAUUCAGAAGAAAAAGCAACAGACUUCUUUAUUGUCAAUUGGUUUUACCAAAAACUCUGUUUCUCGAACACCUUCGCCUAUCAACCCAUCUCCCAUAGAAUUUGAAUCGAGAGAAGCUGAUGUUAUAGUAAAGUCGAUUAUUUUAAAUGUAUGCGUCGAAGGGAAAGUAUUUCAAACUCAGGUACAAAUCUCAAAUGUGUCGAAACCGUCGGUACAAAACAUUUUAAUGGAUAUCGAAAAGAAAUUUUACGACGAUAGCGGAUGUAACGCGAAGUUCGAUUUAAAAACUAUGAACGGUAUUGCUGUAAAUUCUGAUAAUAUAUUUACAAUUUUAAACGAAGGAGACAUUGUUAAAAAUUUCAAAUGUGAAGUGAUUGAAUUAGAGAUACCACCUAUCGCUGAACGAUAUCGGAUUAUUUGUCAAACUUACAACAUAGAUGUCCGUGAAUUCAUAUUAAAGUGUUUAAAAUCGUGCGAGAACAUGUUCAUCUUGCGGUUGAAGCAAGAAGAUGUCAGUAGUAGAGAACUUAUGUCUGUAUUAAAAACUUUAGAGUACCAAAAGAACAUUCAAAUAUUAGAUCUAUCCAAUAAAGAAUUGCACGAAGCAGGGAGUGUUCUGCAUGAUUGCAUUUUGAAAUUAUCGACUUUGCAAGAAUUAUGCCUUCAAGGAUGCGAUAUCGAUUCCAAGUGUUUGAAUAAAUUAGAAAAACUACCCCCGCAACUCAAGUAUUUAGAUCUCAGUUAUAAUCCACUUGGAUCAACAAGUGAAGAAAUACUUUCUAAACUUCUUGUUCCUCUGGUGCAACUGCAAACAUUGAAUUUACGAUAUUGUCAACUGUCUAAUGUUCAAUUUCUUUCAAAGAACAAUGGUCUGCUAAACUUGGAUAUUUCUUGGAACAACUUUAAGGAGGAUGAAUUCUGCACCUCGUUACAGAGACAGCUACUUAAUUUAAAUUUAUCUAGUACCGUUCUUUUAAACGAUUUUAACAUGGUUAAAAGCACUUUCAAUAAUAAAAAUGUUUUGUUCGCAAACUUAGAACGUUUAGAACUUGUUGCGUGUAAUUUAUUGGAUAGCGAUAUAAGAAAUAUAUUGUCGAAAGCGUCGAAUAUUUCUAAAUUGGUGCUUAGAGGAAAUAAAGGUGUAAGUGCACAAUCUUUAAAUUUACUAUUGAAGCACACACCAACGCUGGCGCAUAUUGAUAUCAAUGGAUGCGAAAGUAUCGUCACGUAUCCUGAUUCAGAAAUAUUUAUCGAGAGUCCAGAAAUUUGUACAUUAAUCGUGAACAUGUCUUCUGACGUGUACGAGUGUUGGCUUUGUUUAUGGCGAGGGAAAGGUAUUGCGAAAAAAUUAUCGUAUGAUCUCGUGAUAUUUAAACCUUUGAUUAAGGAGUUUACAAAUUGAAAAUGCUUUUAUAUGUACAGUACUUUAAUUGUAUAGUCUUACGAACAAAAUGUUGUAACGUUAUAUUUUUAU